Messenger RNA from Mandrillus leucophaeus (drill), 2847 nucleotides. RefSeq lists its product as uncharacterized. NCBI's taxonomy places the organism in Eukaryota, Metazoa, Chordata, Mammalia, Primates, Cercopithecidae. The record is from RefSeq and is a predicted model, not a curated record. Gene Ontology annotation, molecular function: adenylate cyclase activity. The coding region runs from base 1 to 2847 and encodes 948 amino acids. Gene Ontology annotation, biological process: intracellular signal transduction; adenylate cyclase-activating G protein-coupled receptor signaling pathway; cAMP biosynthetic process. The transcript is spliced from 20 exons.
AUGGAGGCCACCCCACACCUGCGGAGGAGGAGGGAGCUCAGCCCUGGGAGUGUGGCCGUCCUGCUCCUGCUAGUAUUCUGCAUCUGCUUCCUGGUGGCCUGUGUCCUGUACCUGCACAUCACCCGGGUCCAGGGUCUGCACUGGGCUCUGAGCAUCCCUGCUGACCCUAGGCCGGGGAAGAGGUCUGUGCGAAUGGCUGUGGGGAUGGAGGUGGGCUGCCUGCCGUGGGCCUGGAGCUCCAAGCCCAACAGUUCCCUGGUGGUCCUUUCAUCCGGGGGCCAGCGCACAGCCCUGCCCACCCUGCCCUGCGAGUCUACGCACCAUGCCCUGCUCUGCUGCCUGGUGGGCACCCUCCCGCUAGCCAUAUUUUUUCGGGUGUCUUCCUUGCCAAAAAUGAUCCUGCUGUCCGGGCUCACCACGUCCUACAUCCUCGUACUGGAGCUCAGCGGAUAUACCAGGACUGGGGGUGGUGCCGUCUCCGGGCGCAGCUAUGAGCCAAUUGUGGCCAUCCUGCUCUUCUCCUGUGCGCUGGCCCUGCAUGCCAGGCAGGUGGACAUCAGGCUGAGGCUGGACUACCUCUGGGCCGCACAGGCAAGACCAGCCCUUUCUGCUUUCUGGCGGUGGGGGAUUUGGAGGAGGAAGCAGCCUCCAGCAAGCAUCUGGCGGGGGCUGCUGCAGACACCCACACACCGGAGUGAGAGCCACGCCCUGUGGGAAGACAGUUCAGAAGGUUGUGGGGUGCAUGUGAUGGAGACCUGCCUGAUGGUCAGAGUGCGGCUGUUUCUCGAGGCAUUCAGCGAGAGGAUCAUGUCAUCGUUGUCCUCCAAGAGUCAGGCCCGUGGACACUGGAGCUUCCUCAGUCCCGCAGUACAGAAGGGGGGCUGUGAAGUCAAGGCUGGCCACGGAGGGUCCAGCCGGAAGCCCCCCUUGGUCUCCCUGGUCUUCAGGGGCUGGGUCUGCACAAUCCUCUUUGUCCCUGAAAGGCUGCGUUGUGCCCUGCCAAGAGCACUUCUUGAGCCCUCACAGUGGUCCAUGAAUGGGGCCUUUGUUGUCGGCUUAAUCAGUCUCUGCAGGGUCCUACAGCUAGCAGGUUCUACUUGUCUCAGUGCCCAGAGGGAUGUGGGCUCUAGUGAAGACCAGCGAGAUUCCAGAGGGAACAGGAGCCUUAGGAAGGCAGAGGAGGAGCGAGAGGACAUGGAGAAGGUGAAGCUGGACAACAGGCGCAUCCUCUUCAACCUCCUGCCAGCCCACGUCGCCCAGCACUUCCUCAUGUCCAACCCUCGGAACAUGGACCUCUACUACCAGUCCUACUCCCAGGUGGGCGUCAUGUUUGCCUCCAUCCCCAACUUUAAUGACUUCUAUAUCGAGCUGGACGGCAACAAUAUGGGGGUGGAGUGUCUGCGGCUUCUCAACGAGAUCAUUGCCGACUUUGACGAGCUCAUGGAAAAAGACUUUUACAAGGAUAUAGAGAAGAUCAAGACCAUUGGGAGCACCUACAUGGCCGCUGUGGGGCUAGCGCCUACCUCGGGGACCAAGGCUAAGAAGUCCAUCUCCUCCCACCUGAGCACGCUGGCAGACUUUGCCAUUGAGAUGUUUGACGUUCUGGAUGAAAUCAACUACCAGUCUUACAAUGACUUUGUCCUCCGAGUUGGCAUCAAUGUUGGCCCCGUGGUGGCUGGAGUGAUUGGCGCUCGCAGGCCCCAGUACGACAUCUGGGGAAACACAGUCAACGUGGCCAGUCGGAUGGACAGCACAGGGGUCCAGGGCAGAAUCCAGGUCAGUUCACCCAGAAACCCACAAGGCAUGGGUGCCCAUUCUUCAGGGUUGCAGAGGCAGCUGCGCUGGGGUCCUGUGAACUGUAUCGUUUGCACCCCCACCGACACCGCGCUACUGCCCCCAGCAGUGACUGAGGAAGUCCACCGGCUGCUGAGAAGAUGCCCCUACCACUUUGUGUGCCGAGGCAAAGUCAGUGUCAAGGGCAAAGGCGAGAUGUUGACAUACUUUCUAGAAGGCAGGACUGAUGGAAACGGCUCCCAAAUCAGGUCCCUGGGCUUGGAUCGGAAAAUGGGUCCAUAUGGGAGAGCUGGCCUUCAGGGCAGACGUCCCCCGGUCAGCUGGGAAGGAGGCUUAGUGGAGCCCACGCGGGCCUCUGGGGUGCACUUGGGGUGGGAAUGCUCCGGGGGCGACACAGGCCACGGUGGCUCCAACCAGGACCAGCCAGACCAGCAGAGCAGGGAGCCAGCGGCCAGGGUGGAGGAGGAGCAUUGUCCAGGCGUGGCCUGUGGCCCGAGGACCAACCACCCAGCAGAUGCAGCACAGCAGUUACUUGAAGGCCUGUUCAGGUUUGGCCAGGUCGGCGUCAACGUCAGGACCUUCAGAGCAUCCACCAGGGUUACAGCAAGAGCUGCUGAGGUGUGGCUGGCAGAGCGACCGAGGAGCUCUGCAAGAGUGUGCUGUGAGACGGUCCUGUCCAGCCUGCCUAGCUGUAACCCUUUCCUGAGGGCCCCGACUUUUCAGAAUAGGAGCAGAGAGAAGCCCAGACUUCCUUCCCUGGAGUGUAGACCCGUGUGUGGGACCUGCUGCAGGCUAAUCCCUGUUCGCACAGGUGGUCCUCAUGUCGCUGCCCACUCACGUUCCUGGUGUUCUGGCAUCAUCUUGUGCCGCUGGGGGCUGAGCUCCUGUGAGGUCCUGGGGCAGAAGGAGGUGCUUACAGGGCCUCUAGCUGCUAUUAGGGCGUCCACAGGACCUUAUGUUUAUGUGGAAUCUCCAGGCUGUCAUCGAGGGCUCCUGAGGGCUCCUGAGCUCAUCCUGAGGACCCAGGGUCCUUCUGAGCCGGCUGUGGGCUGA